AUGGCGUGCACGAGUAGUGAGGAAUCGGGAAUCGGUAGGAUGCACGCUUCUGAUGCUAUUCUCAUGUGCAUUGAUGAUCGGAAAGGCCGAUGGCUCCUCGAUCCAUUAAAGCUAUCAGCUAACCUAUCACACUCACAACCAUCGAGUAAAGGCUUUACUUGCAUAUAUCAAAUCUCCAUAUUCGACUCACCAAGUAACAUGGGUUCUAUCGUAUCUGCAAUUGGCCGCGGACUCAUCGCGAUUAUCAGUGCUAUCGCAGCUGUAAUCGAGACUAUUAUCUCUGCCAUCGUCGGUGUUAUUGUUACCAUCUUUUACGUCAUCGAGGACAUUCUGUGCUGCCGCUGCUUUGGUGGGCGCUCACGAUCCAGAAGAGGCGGUUAUGGUAGUAGGUACGGCGGAAGGGGCUUCGGGCGCUCCAGGAGGGGCGCUGCAACUGGAGGAGGAGGAAUGUAUUGA
Fomitiporia mediterranea MF3/22 is the source of this 456-nucleotide messenger RNA. RefSeq lists its product as uncharacterized. The record is from RefSeq and is a predicted model, not a curated record. Lineage: Eukaryota; Fungi; Basidiomycota; Agaricomycetes; Hymenochaetales; Hymenochaetaceae. The transcript is spliced from 5 exons. The coding region runs from base 1 to 456 and encodes 151 amino acids.